AUGUUUCCAGAGCGUCCAUGGGUGGCUUUCUGCCUCGCCCUUCCACUCGUUGUCAUCUGGUGCUGGGCGCUGCUUGACGACUCUCACCCAACCUUGCUUGGGCUUCUGUUCAUCUUGGACGCCAACAGUCGAAGGCCGACGGACGCCGACUUUAUAACCCAAGCCGCCGCCGUCGAGUUCCCCUCGCCGAUCAACUACGCGCCCAUCCAACAGGCAUGCGCUCGCAACGGCGGCUUCAGAGACGGCCUGCUGUUCACCUGUGAGGGGCAGCACGGCGGCGUCGGCAUGGUGCGGAACCAGAUCCUUAAGUGCGUACGAUAUGCGAUGCACGCCGGCGCAGCCAUCGUGGUCCCGUCCAUGUCCAAGAGGAACCCAAAGGACAUCAGCGACAUCGAGACCGUCUACGAGGCGCCCCUGGAGUACCUGUUUGACCGCCACGCCUUUGUCCAGCACCUCACUGCCGCGUGUCCAGGCAUGCCCAUCUACGACGCCGAGGAUCAGCUCCCUCACUACAGCGACAGGCUCCCCCAGAACCUGACGCUGGUCGGUGAUCAGUUCGAGCCGGACCAUCCUCCCGAGGGCAUCCGGCACCCGCGCGAGUGGCGCCGCUCCUUUGACGGCUGGCUCGAUGGUCAGGGGGUUCGCGUCAGCCGCGAGAAGCCCGUGCACGUCAAGAUCGACCAGGCCUUCCUCGAGUAUCCAGUGCGGGACGACGGGCCGGAUUUCGCCAACGAAUACGGCAAGAUCUUGUCCUUCCGCCACGAGACCCGCGACCUGGCCGCCCAGGUCCUGCUGGAGAUGAGAAACAAGUUCGGCCUCCCGAUCGACCCCGGCCGGCCCAUCAAUCCUGACGCCUACUACGGGGCGCACCUGCGGUUGGAGAAGGACGCGGUCGAGGCCUGGGCCCCCGAGGACGGCUGGCGAUUCUCCAACAUGGAGGACCAGUUCCAGGAGCAGUUCCAAAACCUGGCGCGGUUCCCCAACCUCAACGUCGUCUACGUCGCGUCCGGCAACAUGACGGUGGUGGAACUGUUCCGGCGGGAGCUCGCCAGGCGUGUCGACGUCGACAGCAGCAGCAUCGACAGGCCCGGCCCGUACAGGGGACGGAACAUCACCGUCGUGACCAAGCACGAUCUGCUGCCCGACAAGACCAUCAUCGACAGCCUCCCCUUCGACCAGCAGGCCCUGGUGGACUUCCUCGUCAUGUUCCGCGCCAGCGCCUUCAUGGGAGUGGCGCAUUCCAGUUUCCCCUGGAACAUCGCGCUGCGGAGGCACGAGCUGAGCAGGUACGAGGGCAUCGCCAACGAGGGGACCGAUUUGCUGAGGGAUGAGUUGAGCGUCAUCAUGGGCAAGCAAAGGGACUAUCAUCAUAUUGACCCGUUUGCAACGGGGCUCUGGCCCGGCUUCCACCAUCGUCUUGCCCAAGUCCCAGCGCCCGCCGUCCGCGUCGAUCCGCUUCACCAUCGGCAGCCCGGCAACGAAAUACAUGGCGUACCCCAGCGAGCCCAGGCGCAGCAUCCUCGCCCUGUCGAGAUAGUAAAAGUACUCGGACAAGACGUCGGCAGCCAUGAAGAACGUCUCGAGGUAGGCCGUCGAGUACGACACGACGAGCACGACGAGACCUUUGCCGACGACCGUGCGCCGCAGCGAUCGAGGCAGCACGCGGUCCCGGACGAGUCGUUCGGCCCUGAGCAUGACGACAAAGUACGUCAUGAAGUAGGCGUGGGUCAGGGGAUACAUGAACAGCGGCACGGUCUGGCCGUUGUUGGCGGCGCCCAGGACGGGCGAGUCGAGCGUCAGCCUGGUGUUGGCAAAGCGGUAGCGCAUCCCCAUGAGGUUGAAGAAGUAGUGCGUGCCAAAGUAGGUGCCCCAGCAGACGACGACAAAGACCCACAGGUUGAGCUUGAGCCAGUAGCGCUGGUGCAGGGGCUGCUUGCGCGUCGACGGGCAGUCGCGCCGGACCAUGUAGGCGGGAAAGAUGACGCUCGGCACCGACACCGCCGACGAGAAGACCAGCAGCUCAGCAUCGCCCCAGUGGCCCAGUCGGCCCGUCAGCAUGACCCAGCCGACGGCGGCCAUCCAAAGCGGACUCUGGUAGAGGAUGGCGCGCUCUGUAGUCGUUUUGUCGAGGGACAUGACGGAGGCUGCUCCAAGGAAUAUGAUGAGAUCUCACAUGUAAACACAAAAAAGGGACUGUACAAUACAAAUUAG
Messenger RNA from Pyricularia pennisetigena, 2211 nucleotides. RefSeq lists its product as uncharacterized. Lineage: Eukaryota; Fungi; Ascomycota; Sordariomycetes; Magnaporthales; Pyriculariaceae. The record is from RefSeq and is a predicted model, not a curated record. The coding region runs from base 1 to 2211 and encodes 736 amino acids. The transcript is spliced from 2 exons.